Limulus polyphemus (Atlantic horseshoe crab) is the source of this 704-nucleotide messenger RNA. RefSeq lists its product as uncharacterized. NCBI's taxonomy places the organism in Eukaryota, Metazoa, Arthropoda, Merostomata, Xiphosura, Limulidae. The annotation marks the transcript as partial. The record is from RefSeq and is a predicted model, not a curated record. The transcript is spliced from 3 exons.
AAAUGCAUUAAAAUAAAAUGUGAAAUCAUGUGAUAUUACUUAAAAGUUUCGUUAAAAGACAUGUAAUUUUAUAAAACAUGCCUGUUGAAAUGAGUUUUUAAUUUUAAAUCCGGAUUAAAAUUUGAUUCUUGGAAACGUAUCUCAUGCAUCACAUUAAUGAUUAAUUAAAUUCUAAUGAAAUUGGAAGUUUUGGGAUACUGUGUUUGUCAGUAUUAGUGUUCUAAUUUUUUUAAAAGAUAAGAAUUGUAAUUCACUUGUUUCUUAAGAGAAGUAAUUGCAAACGUGAAAUAGCAUAUAAAAGUACUGAUGAAAAUAGUGAAAUCUUGAAAAGUUGAAUAUGAAAAUUGAACACAUUUCUGACGAGGAGAAUGCUUUUUUGGAAGUUAGGCCUCUGAAAAAUGAAAAAGAAAGAAAAACGUCAUCUUGUAUAACAACAGAAGCUACUAGCCCAGAAGGAUCUUCAUUUACUAUCUUUGAUUGUAAAAUAAAAGAAGAAAAGUAUGAAGUUCGUAAUGAUACUGAGAACACAUUUGUCAAAGUAAAAACUGAACAAAGUGUUGAUUCAAAAAACGAUGACAUUAUUUCCAAGUUUAAUGAGAGUGAUGAUGAAACUGUUGAUUGUUCACAACAUGAUGUUAUGAGUUUGAAAAGUGAACCAAAAGAAGAGUUUCAACAAAUUAAGUCUGAGUUAGAAGGUUUAUCAG